Messenger RNA from Eriocheir sinensis (Chinese mitten crab), 4033 nucleotides. RefSeq lists its product as uncharacterized. Gene Ontology annotation, biological process: SCF-dependent proteasomal ubiquitin-dependent protein catabolic process. NCBI's taxonomy places the organism in Eukaryota, Metazoa, Arthropoda, Malacostraca, Decapoda, Varunidae. The record is from RefSeq and is a predicted model, not a curated record. Bases 1202 to 2827 code for a protein of 541 amino acids. Gene Ontology annotation, cellular component: SCF ubiquitin ligase complex. The transcript has 4 exons.
GUUGGUGAGUGGCUGGAGGAGGGAAUUAAAGAGGAUCGCACUAGCUACACGUUCUGUACGUGAUCAGUUCUUGUAUCGUUUGAUUUCUGUGGGCGACGAGGGAGGAAUACGUCGCUAGUCUUCAUAGGGAGCCUCAGACGAGCGGUUGUGUCGUUGUUCAACUUGUCAUUUUUCAAAAGAUGGCAGAAAAACGCAGUAGCAGUGCCGUACAUAGUGAAAGCAAGAAAAAAAAACCAAGGCGUGAGCAGAAGUACAGAGAUGUUUGGGAAAAAGAAUUUCCAUGGUUAAGACCAUCCAGUAAAGACUUGUAAAGCACAGUGUAAAACAUGUGGUGUUGAAAUUACUGCGCAGUUAACAACAAUAAAGCUUCAUGAGAAAAGCGUGAAGCAUCAGAAUAUGUGUGCAACAUAUAGUUCAACAAAAACUAUAGCAGAGGCGUUUACCAGUGCACAAUCUAGCAAGGGAGAUUCAGUUAAUUAAAGCUGCUGAAAUCAAGCCCCAUGCAAAUGCAGAUUGCGAAAGAUGUUUCUCAGACAUUAAUAGAAUGAAAUCUAACGACAGAAAUAAACUAAAAACAGAAUCAGUGAGAGACAUUAUCUUAGCUAAACAAUCCGUAACAAGCCAAGGAAACUGCACCUCAUUCGUACCAUCCAGGAGCAUAAGAAGUAUGACUUCGAAAGUAUUAUAUCCUACGGAUAAAGAAAGUGACCAAAGCUACCCACAAAUCUAUGGGGUCUCAGCCAUCGACUUAUAAAUUAGUGACUUCAAGACAAGACCAAGACCAAGAGCCACCACAACAAACCCUGACAUAAUUAUCCCACUGCUGCACUGCCCGCGCCUCCACUCCCAGCGAGUGCUGCUCCCACACCAACUCCGCUCCCUGGACGUGCCCACCUUCGACCUGCCCACGCUGCUGGCGGCGGCAGGCGUGCACCCCUCGCGGCAGGAAUCUGCCAUCCGCCUCACCUGCGCCUUCCUCAGGAAGACGGGGCAGCUGACGUGCCUGUGAAGCCCUCACAGAACGACACCAGCAUGUGGGCGACUAGAUCGCAGCGGCCCAAAACAACAACAUAAUUAUACAAACUCGUCACGGGGAACAGACUCUUCGUGACCCAAACCAGCACCCCCCCUGCCACCCUGCCCCCACCACUGCCACCUGCCCCUGCCAUGGGUCACAGGGUACUUUGAGAAUCAAUAAAGGAUGCCACCUCACAAGCAAGUUCCAAGUUUGCAAUCAUCUACCUUGAAACUGGUUGCAUACCUACUCCGAAGACUGUGUUGUGACUGGAAUGUAUCUACAGAUAAACUACAGUCUGUUAUUGACCACAUACAAGUCCAUAUUCCCCCUCAAAUUCAAGCAUUAGUAUGUCGCACAGUACUUCAAUAUAGUACAAAUAAGAUUGUAUUUCCUGAGCUACUCAACCAGAAGUACUUAAUGUUGUGCACACAGCUACAUGCAAAGUAUCUUUGGAUCAAUAACAGUCAGGCACUUGUGCCCCUGCUGAAGGAGCUUGAUGGGUACAGUGUGCAGAUACUUAAGAUGGUUGGUUCCAACAGCGAGGAUAUAUAUUUGGAAAGUUACAUGUAUGGAUUUCAGAAAGGAGCUCAGCUUGAGGGUCUUUACCAUUUUCUGAGAACACUGAGUAAUUUAACAAUGCUCAAAUGUUCUCAGAUGUGUGAUAAUUAUAUGCUUGAAAUUAUUUCCCAAUCCUGCCCUCAUUUAGAAGAUCUUAGUAUUGAAAUGUGCACUGAUGUUGAUGAUGAAGGGGUCUUUUACCUUGCUGGUCACUUGCCAACUCCUGACACAUAUUCCAGAAUAAGAAGAGGGGCACAGAUACCAUCAAAGUCUGUUUGUACGAAACUUAAGAAAGUUAAUUUUGAUUACACUAUGGCUUCUACUGCAAGUGCUGUAAUGUUGUUGCAUCUAUGUCCUCUUGUUGAAGAACUCAAUGUUACACCUGAUGUGAAAAUUGAAGAUGUAUUCACAACAUUACAUGGCAGUGAUCCUGAGAGAUACCCAGAGGUGAAAGCCAAAUAUACUCUUAAGGUGAUCCAUACUUAUACAGAAAUUGAUGAGAAUGAAUUGGCACUAAUUGUUAGGACUUGUCCACACUUAGAAGAUGUUACCUUGAGGUGUAAUGGAGUAGAAAGAAAGGACAGAAACUUAUUAGCCAAUCUUUUGAGUUUGAAAAUCAUAACUUUGAAUGUAAUGAACUGCAAUAUGCUUGCCUUGUUGUGGUACCUGAGUCAGAGGGGUGAUCAUUUGCUGAGUUUAACUAUUCAGCAUCUGACAAAUUCACCAGCAAAUUUAACAUUUACUAGAACUCAUCUGCAAAAAGUAAUUCAAACAUGCCCCAAGUUGCAAAAGUUCACCCUAAAACUUAACAAUAAUCCCAUGCAACCUGACUUGCCUUACUCUUCAUUUGGGUCCCAAAUGUCAUACUUCCAGUCCUUGUCUCAUUUGAUGCUGGAAGGUGCAGCAGUUACUCCUGAGGACCUCACAGUCUUAGUGGGUAAGUGCAAAAAACUUACUGAAUUGCAUAUACUCAUUCAUAACCUAGAUAUGUUGAAUGACCAGGUUCUGUAUAGCCUUUUGGACUCUGGCAGUCUGGAAAGCUUACAAACUCUUUUUCUCUACAGACCAAUGUUAACAUUGGCAGGCCUUAAGAGGUUGUUAGAUAGAUGCCCACACUUGCACACUUUGGGUCCUAUUUCAUCUUGGGCCAUAGAGAAAAAGGAUCGUGAAGCGCUCAUGAAGGAAAUAAGGUUAAACAAUUGGGACUUGAAUAUAGAGAGUCCUGAAAUGAUGCAUCUGAUUAUUCAAUAAAGUCUGGCAUUGGGCAAAUAAAUGGGUCCACAGAAAACUCACCAAAUGUGAAUUUGCCAAAUGCAAAUAACUGAAACAAUAGGAAAAACUUUAAUUGGUACCAGAUUCCCAGGAGAGCCAACCUUUUCUUGCUUAUUAGGUGGCUUAAAACCUCAACUUUUGGGGUGUCUUAUCUUGCAUCGUGUAUUUGGUGAAUUUUUUUCCCACACGAUUCUCAUAUUUUGGCUUUUUUUCCUUCCAUUCUGAGGUUUAUCUUUGUCAUCAUUCCUCUCCAUCAUUCCUCACAGCAGUGGUAGAGGCUUUGGACAUCAUGUUACACUCAGCAGAUUGCAGUGGGUUAGACCAUCAGGAUUGGGGAAAUUGUAACAAUUUUGUAAAUUAGUGUAAAUUAUGUAUGUAAAUAUGGUGCUGGGCUAAUUAUAGUAAGAGGUGGUGUGCAACAUGCUAUCACAUGCAGCAGGGCUCAUCACAAUUGUCUGAAACAUUUUGUCUGGUGGCACAAUGUCAUUAACAUGGUGUCUUUGUAUCUGAGAACUUGUAUUGUAAUACAGUAUAUGAUUGGCAGGGAAAUGCACCAAAAAAAGUCAGAGAUUAAGCAUAUCCUAGAGGGAAAAAAUUUGUCAAAUGCAAGGAUUUGGUUGCCAUAUACAAUUUAAUGUUGUCUGGGGGGUAAGUAAUUGCCAAAUGGGAAAAUAUGGUCACCAUACAAAUAUUAAGGUAGUAAAUGAUUGGUGUUGUCAAAUGCAAAUUUGUCAAAUCUGAAUGUGAAUAUGUAUGCCAAAUGUGAAACUUUACUACACACACACACACACACACACACACACACACACACACACACACACACACACACACACACACACACACCGCUCUGGUAGCUCAAUCGGCUUUGGGGAGGCGGUGGCUGAAUCGACAGAGUAACAGCACCGCGUUCAGGAGGACGCGAGUUCAAUCCCCGCCCGGUGCCACCAAGCUGGGAUUUUUCAGCCGCCGCCGAGUGGCUUAAAACUACCCACAUGCUGUCCAGAAGACCACCUAUCAACCCGGACUCUAGAUUCUAGGAUUAAAGAUGAGCUCCGGGAGGGCAGCAUGAGCUAAUGCAAGAUGGCGCCACUAUAAACACUCGCCUGCGCCAGAACGGGCUGGGCCGACCAUCAGGACCCACCGGGAAGAACCCUUGGGCCGACCAUCAGGCCCCACCGGGAAGAA